AACAGUACCGAGUCACCGACGAAACAAAUGAGUUGAGCGCGAACCGGGUUCAAGUACCGGUCCAACCAUCUCUCAACUACCUUAUUAAAACACUUCACCGGUCCAAUUCUUUUGUCUUAAUGAAAUCUUGUUUUUUGCAAGAAAAAAAAAAAAAAAAACAAUGGAGUCAAGUUGGAGAAAGGUAUUAUUAAUGGUACUUUACCAGAUUGUAAUUACAAAUUUGACCUUACAAGGUGUUAGAGCUUGGACUGGUGACAUUCAUGGAAGAGUUGUUUGUGAUGUUUGUGGUGAUUCUUCUGUUGGUCCUGAAGAUCAUGUUCUACAAGGUGCAGAGGUUGCUGUUCUUUGCAUAACGAAAUCUGGGGAAGUUUUGAAUUAUCAGGCAUUCACAGAUUCAAAGGGGAUAUAUAGAGUGGCCGAGACAAUGCCUGAGAGCGAUCGUUGGGAUGCGUGCCUAGCGAGACCUAUCAGUAGCUUCCACGAGCACUGCACACGCCUGGGAGAUAGCAACUCGGGGGUGAAGUUCAGCUACAAUCAUCCUUCAGGAUAUUCACACACAGUCAGACCAUUUGUAUAUCGUCCCACCAAUGUUCCAACGUACUGCAUCUAAUAAAUAUUGUAUCAUAUGCUACAAGCUAUCUAAGCUUGUUACUGUUAUUGUAUCCUGCAGGUUGCCUUGAUUUUAUUGAAAAUCCAGUAGCAAUCUGGAUAUAUCUGGUAACA
Messenger RNA from Lycium ferocissimum, 723 nucleotides. RefSeq lists its product as uncharacterized. The coding region runs from base 161 to 610 and encodes 149 amino acids. NCBI's taxonomy places the organism in Eukaryota, Viridiplantae, Streptophyta, Magnoliopsida, Solanales, Solanaceae. The record is from RefSeq and is a predicted model, not a curated record. The transcript is spliced from 2 exons.